UGGAGAAGGAGCCAGACAGCCCCGAACGGCUUGGCCCCGUGCCUGAUACCAGCACUGUGACCACUAUGGUUCGUGCGAGAUAGUAGUUGCUGGCAUGGAAUCUUGUGUUGUGGUGACGGCCCCGCUCUUCUUCAUCCUCGGUCCGCGUUGCCGUUGGGAUCGGCGCAUGUGGGCUUCCUUUUGGUCCGGGGUUUAGUGAGCGUAGCUUGUUUCGGAUGCAUCGUGUUCGAUACGUAGGGUGGUGGACUGAUGGAGAUACGAUGGGAUCCGGUGAGGAUGGCUUUUAUGAUUUUAUGCAUGGUUUAUUCAUGAACAAAUCAUGCGAUAUAUGUACCGUUUGGGUAUCGGUAAGACGGGGUAUAUAAAGGAGUAUAUAGUUGUGUAGGUUCGGACGGCAGAAUCCCAACAAUUCACGAUGGAGAAUUCCGCGUCAAAGCAAGUCAUGACGUUGAAGAACAUCCCAAUCAAGACAAUCUUGUCUACCAUAUGGAACGAUCCCUGGAAACGUAUCGCUGCCUCUGCUGGCGUGGUAGCCACCUACCUUCUCAUGGUCGCAUCUCUGCGCUUCCAACGACUGCGUUCCGUCAAGCGUCAGUAUCGCAGGUACGCUCGCCGAGAGAAUAUGGCGAACAUGACCAUCCACGAUGCAUGGGCAAUUCAGAAACAUAUCCUCCAGUUGGAGUUUCCAUCUGCCGCGUUGAAGGCUCUACAGUUUGCACUGUUCCGAACUUACGGCAUCCCGUCUAUAUCCUCCCUGCUCCUUAAAACAUCCCAAUUCUCAAACACAUCUACAUCCUUCAAGCGCUACGCCGACACCGGCGCCCUGAUCGGCCAAUUCAUGGCCUUCGAGCCGACCUCCGACCGCGCCAUCACCGCUAUUGCCCGUACACGAUUCCUACACAUCGGGUACCGGAACAGUGGCAAGAUCCUCGAAGAUGAUAUGCUAUAUACGCUGAGCCUGUUCGCUCUCGAGCCGAUCCGUUUCGUGGGUCUGUUCGAGUGGCGCAGUAUGAGCGAGCUGGAGCGUUGUGCGAUCGGAACGUACUGGAAGUACAUUGGCGAUGCUCUGGGGAUUAGCUAUGAGCAGCUGCCGUCAGGGAAGACGGGUUUCUACGAUGGGCUGCAUUUCCUGGACGAGAUUGGUAAUUGGAGCCGAAAGUACGAGGAAGAUAAUAUGAAACCGAACGUCGUGAAUAAGGAGGUCGCGGAUCGGACGAUGGAUGUGUUGGUGUAUCCGUUGCCUAGGGGGUUGAAGGAUUUCGGGAUUCGCAUCGCGUCGUGUACGAUGGAUGAUCGGUUGAGGGAGGCAAUGAUGUAUGACCGUCCAUCAUGGGUAUAUCAAUUCAUUUUCUCGUCUAUCAUGGGCACGCGCAAAUUUUUCCUUCGACACCUAUCGCUACCUCGUCCGUACUUUCUCCGCUCAGAUGUUUUCACCGACGAACCGAAUGAGCACGGUCGCUUUUAUGUGCGCGUUUGGGUCGCCGCGCCGUACUAUGUGCAACCUACCUUCCUGAAUCGAUGGGGACCGGGAGCGUGGGUUAGUCGGAUGCUGGGGUUACCGGUGCCCGGGGACGAGGGCGACAAGUACUAUCCAAACGGAUAUGAUACUGCUGAUCUGGGACCGAAGUAUUUUGAAGGAAAGGGGCGAAAGACGGUGCAGGAUAUCAAAGAUGAGUUGUGGAGGCAGAUGAAAGAGCGGCCGUUUGAGGUGGAUGUAUAG
Molecule: messenger RNA, 1720 nt
Organism: Aspergillus melleus
Lineage: Eukaryota; Fungi; Ascomycota; Eurotiomycetes; Eurotiales; Aspergillaceae
Exons: 3
Coding region: 416-1720 (434 amino acids)
Molecular function (GO): oxidoreductase activity
Source: RefSeq, a predicted model, not a curated record